AUGGGCGGGUUCAAACGGUCUAUCGGGCCAAAAGUUCAUUCUGUAUUUCCUGUUCUCUCACUCACACGGUGUUCUCUCACUCACAGCCAAAGCAUUUUUUGUUCUCUCACUCACAGCCGCACCUCCAAAGUUGGGGAUGAUCUUCCUCCUAUUGUUUUGGUGCAUGGAAUUUUUGGAUUUGGCAAAGGGAGGUUGGGUGGUUUGUCAUACUUUGCUGGAGCUGAGAAGAAAGAUGAGAGGGUUCUUGUUCCUGAUCUAGGGUCUUUAACAAGUAUCUAUGAUAGGGCAAGGGAAUUGUUCUAUUAUUUAAAAGGAGGACAGGUUGAUUAUGGUGAAGAACACAGCAAGGAGUGUGGACACUCGCAGUUUGGAAGAAUCUAUGAACAAGAGCAUUAUUCUGAGUGGGAUGAGGAUCACCCUCUUCAUUUUGUGGGACAUUCUGCUGGAGCACAGGUUGUUCGUGGUUUGCAACAAAUGCUUGCUGAUAAGGUUGGUAUUGGUAUUGAAAAUGUUGUGUUUAAUUAUGUUUGUUUUUUAUUUUUUUUUAUAAGCAUCACAUCCUUAUCUGGAGCAUUUAAUGGGACUACAAGAACCUACUUUGAUGGCAUCCAGCCGGAAGAUGGGAAAACAUUGAAACCUAUUUGCCUGCUACAGCUUUGCCGAAUUGGGGUGAUACUAUAUGACUGGUUAGACAUUGCCUGGUUGAAAAACUACUACAAUUUUGGGUUUGAUCAUUUCAACAUGUCAUGGAGAAAGAUUGGUGUAUGGGGUCUUGUUGAUUGCCUAUUGGGGAAUGCAGGCUUUGACAAAUAUUCUCUGGAGAAACUGAGGGAGGCAUCAGCUGCUGAAGCUGAGGCAGCUAGUGCUGUUUGGCAAUCUGUGCAAGCUAUAUCAAGUAGUCCCGUUGAUGAAACAUCUGUGUUAGAUGACAACUCACAUGCUGCAGACACAGUUGCAGAUGGAAGUGACACAAAGGGAGAUGUUCACCUUCAUCCUAGAGCUGUUGUAGUUGCUAAAGAGGCUAUAGGUAACCUAGGUGGAAUGGUGAGACAAUUGUCACUCGAUCAAUUUGAAAAUGAAAGCAAACGCAUGCUUCCCAUAAACAGUGAUUCACCAUAUCCUACAAAAAAGUUCACCAGGCAGAAAUCCCCUCAGGGUUUACAUAAAAAGAUAAUUUCAAAUUUGCUCAGGCCUCGCAACUGGAAAGCGCCUGCAAAUAGGCGGUUCUUCUUGGAUUCUUAUGAAGUGGGUGAGCUUUGUUAUGCUGCUGAGCAAAUAUUUAUGCACGAACCAACUGUUCUUCAGCUGAAAGCUCCUGUCAAAGUAUUUGGUGAUCUUCAUGGUCAGUUUGGUGAUUUGAUGCGACUAUUUGAUGAAUAUGGAUUUCCUUCAACCGCAGGAGACAUCACAUUGAAUAUCCUGACAAUGUUCACUUGAUAUGUGGAAAUCAUGAAGCUGCUGACAUAAAUGCAUUAUUUGGUUUUCGUAUAGAGUGCAUUGAACGAAUGGGUGAAAAUGACGGCAUAUGGGCGUGGACAAGAUUCAAUCAACUUUUUAACCAUCUUCCACUCGCUGCACUUAUUGAAAAGAAAAUUAUAUGUAUGCAUGGUGGCAUUGGAAGAUCUAUCCAUUCAGUAGAACAGAUAAAGAAGAUUGAAAGGCCCAUAACAAUGGAUGCAGGAUCUAUUAUUUUAAUGGAUCUUUUAUGGAUGGUACAAAUGAGCAGUUAGGGAUUAUUCCUCGAGCUAUUGAAGAACUCUUUCGUCAAGCGUCAAUGGAUGCUUCAAUGGAUGCUAGACUGGAGAACACAUGAACCUCUCAUUGUGUGGAAGUAGCAUAACAUUUGUUAUUUUGGAUUGAAGUUUUUGAUACUUUGAAUUUAUUUUGAAUCUAAAUUGUAGUAAUUUGUAGCUCAAAAUAUUAUCAAAAUGUA
This is a messenger RNA of Lathyrus oleraceus (garden pea), 1933 nucleotides long. RefSeq lists its product as uncharacterized. Lineage: Eukaryota; Viridiplantae; Streptophyta; Magnoliopsida; Fabales; Fabaceae. The coding region runs from base 1 to 1437 and encodes 478 amino acids. The transcript has 13 exons. The record is from RefSeq and is a predicted model, not a curated record.